AUGUUGCCGUGCGACGAGCAGGAGCAGGAUCGUCUAGAUAUCUUCCACAAGCUUUUCACUGUGGCGAGAGUCUCGGACGGACUGAUCUAUGCUCCUCAUCCCUCCAACGGCCGGUUUCUCGAUUUGGGAUGUGGGACAGGGAUUUGGGCGAUCGAUGUGGCCAACAAGUAUCCAGAGGCCUUCGUUGUUGGGGUAGAUUUGGCCCCCAUACAGCCUCCCAAUCACCCGAGAAAUUGCGACUUCUAUGCGCCAUUCGACUUUGAAAGCCUUUGGGCUCUUGGGGAGGAUUCGUGGGAUCUGAUUCAUACGCAGAUGGGCUCUGGCAGCGUCGCAAGCUGGCCCAACCUCUACCGGAGGAUUUAUUCCCAUCUUCGUCCGGGUGCCUGGUUUGAGCAGGUGGAAAUCGAUUUCGAACCCCGUUGCGAUGAUCGCUCUUUGGAAGGCUUGGCUAUUCGACAAUGGUACCAGUUAUUGAAACAAGCCACAGAGGAAACCAUGCGGCCGGUCGCGCACAAUUCGCGUGAAACGAUUCGAAAUCUGCAGGAGGCCGGAUUUACUGAAAUUGACCAUCAAAUGGUUGGACUCCCUCUCAACCCUUGGCAUCAGGACGAGCAUGAGAGAAGAGUGGCUCGUUGGUAUAACCUCGCCAUCUCGGAGAGUAUCGAGACGAUGAGCCUGGCCCCUUUCAGCCGCGUGUUCGGUUGGCCUAUCGAACGAAUCAAGCAAAUAGCAGCCGACGUCAAGUCGGAAGCUUUCAAUAAAGAAAUUCAUACUUACAACAUACUGCAUAUAUACCAGGCUCGAAAGCCCCUCGCCAAUUGA
This is a messenger RNA of Aspergillus viridinutans, 822 nucleotides long. RefSeq names its product class I SAM-dependent methyltransferase. The record is from RefSeq and is a predicted model, not a curated record. The transcript has a single exon. Lineage: Eukaryota; Fungi; Ascomycota; Eurotiomycetes; Eurotiales; Aspergillaceae. The coding region runs from base 1 to 822 and encodes 273 amino acids. Gene Ontology annotation, molecular function: methyltransferase activity.